ACAGGUUGGUGGCGUCUCGGGGGAGAGAGAGAGAGAGAGAGAGAAAGAGAGAGGGGCUGCCGAUGGUUGCCUGGAUCUCUGGAGGUGCCAAGUUGGAAGAGGCGUUCCGUUGAACCGAGUCUCUUCCUUCCAUCGAAUUGCGGAGCCUCCAGCCUUCAAUUGCUGUCAUCGGAUUUAACGUCAAACAAAGAACAUGGCCUUGGUGGUCUUCUUUUCUAUGUAAGAUAGGCGGAGGAGAAGAGGAAGACGAAGGAAGAGGGCAGCGAAGAGAACUGAAGGAGAACGGAGAAGAAGGGUAGUGGGAGGGAGUUAACAGAGAGAAUUAUGAUUACCCGAUCGAAUUUGGCGGAGCAACUAAGAGAAUACCAAACCCGUUCGAAGCAUGAUUGGGCGUCAAUCUCGUUCUUCUCGACCACGGCGAGCACCACAUCUAGGGUUGAUGUCGUGAUCUCAGUGAUAUGGGAACUCUUUAUACUUGCAUUUUUAGUGUUCUCGGCAGUUUCUUUGUACUUGAGGUACAUGCGACUUGCAUUUUGCUUCAUCUGUAUCACAACUCUGUUGCUUGUAACCCUCAAAAUAAUGAAGAAAGUGAAGCAAGCAAGGAAAAGGAAGCGAAGAAUGCUUCUACCUCUAUCCAUGUAAAAAGGUUACAAAGUGGAUCUUUAAGAUGGUCCGGCCAUUUUUGAUUGAAGAGCAGGAGAAUUUGUCACCCAGUUCCCUGUAUAGUAGCUUAUUUGCUUCAGUAAACUGACUACUUACGUGGGAUGACACUGUUAGUUCCUGAAGCAGCCCAAAAAUCAGAAGUGCCUUAUUUUUUUGGUAUGCACACUUAAAAGUGCAUGGUUGGAAGCUGUUGAGGGUUAUUUGCUGCAGUUAUUCGUGCUUUCUCAUGUGCUUUGCGAGCGGGAAUUGGAUAUGCCUUGGCUAACUUUGUCAUCAGGAUUGCUUUUCCAGACACCCUUUUUUUCGUUGGUUUUUCCUUCUCUUCUUUGAAGAUACUGUAGAAUGAUGCCAUGGUUUUUCAAGUAAUAUGAAUGAUCCCACUAGUUUCAGCA
This is a messenger RNA of Nymphaea colorata (pocket water lily), 1055 nucleotides long. RefSeq lists its product as uncharacterized. Lineage: Eukaryota; Viridiplantae; Streptophyta; Magnoliopsida; Nymphaeales; Nymphaeaceae. The coding region runs from base 325 to 642 and encodes 105 amino acids. The record is from RefSeq and is a predicted model, not a curated record. The transcript is spliced from 2 exons.